AUGGUUGUCGGCGCCAGGACGUGCUUCCCGCUGGCCGGGGGGCUGAUCCUCGGCAUUUGCAUGUCGAUAAUUCUCUUUCCUCCGGAAGGAUUGGAGCCGAAAUGCAAGACCGACACUCAAGCCAACGAGCCGAUCGACUCUAGUGAAUUCUGGAAGGUCCGUUUGGAGCAGCCACCACCAGUCACAAAAAGCCAGGAUCCACAGCCAAAGGUGGUGAGGGCACGAUUCGCUGCAACUGAGCUGGGAACUCGCGAGCGGCUAGCCGUGCUGAUUCUAGCUGAAUCUACACUUUCGGUUUCAUUGAAUGCUUCAUUGGCGCGGCACGUUGAGCGGGUACACGUCUUUGCUGAUGCUUCUCGUGUUGAUUCCGAGCUGUCUGGAUUCGCCAAUCUGUCCCCAUACCGAACGGAAGGCCAACACUCUCAUGCGCCGAUUCUGCAAGCCAUCCAAAACUUGUCGCUGCACGAGAAGUACGACUGGUUCCUGUUGGUCAAAGAUUCUACCUACGUCAACCCGUUUCACCUGUAUCGUUUCUUGAAUCAGGUUAACUGGAAUGAACCGGUGCUGAUUGGCUCGCCAACAGAUAGUGGAAGCUGUCAACUUGAUGCCGCAGUUUUGCUGUCGUUCCCCGCAAUGAAACGAUUGAUAGAUAACCGAAUACGGUGCCGGCCAAUUGAUACAACCCUGAGUGAUGACGCCGCUUUCUCAAUGUGUAUUCAAGCAGCAACCAAUUUGAACUGUCAAGAGAGCCUGAAGGAUGUCCCUUUCAACGUUUGGCGAACCCCAUCCACCAUGGCUCCUCACGAUGCUGUAGCAACCUGGAAGAAUGAUGAACGGUUUAACGAAUCGAUCACAGUGACUCAUUUGCUGUCUCAAACUGACGCACGGGCCCUCCACGAUCACUUUGUCCGGGUCGAAAUGGACCUAAUGUCGACAGACAUCUCGGCACUGACUAAUGAAGUUGGACAGCUGUUCGAAGAUACGUCAGAUGGACCUUCAUGGCCGGUUGCUGUACCAAAAUACUCGACACCUCCAAACAGAUAUCAAGUUGCCACAUGGGAAUUCUUCACGUUGAAGGACAUCUUUCUCAACGAACCCAAUCAGAAUGUCCGCCCAUUGGAGGGGAAGAACAAAGAAGACGUGGACGAGGUUGUCGCUGCCGCCCGAUCUUACGUUGAGAAUUCGGCUAGCGGUGAUCAGCUUGAAUACCUACAUAUGAGAAAUGGCUACAGACUCUUUGACCCCGUUCGCGGAAUGGACUACGUGAUCGAUUUGGUGUACAAGGAGCUGGAUCGCAGUGAUGACAAUCUUGUUUCCAAGAGGAUUCAUCUCUCGCGGCCGAUCGCCUCUACCCAAUUGGUGCAACAAGUGCCCUACGUGAAAGAAGAUACUGAUAUUGUCAUCGUGGUGCCGAUCCAAAGCGAAGAAGAGGUAUUGCCCGCUCGACGCUUAUUGGCUAGGCACGCUCGACUCUGCGUGGCACCUGUUGAAGAGACACGCAAGACUCGGCUCGUCAUUAUUAGCGGUGAAGGAGUCGACCAGCGCAGCUACAGCUACAUUAACAACGACAUUGAAGAGUUGAAGCGGCGUUGUCAACGCAGCUCGCUUGAAGCAGUCCAAUUGCCAUCCAAAACAAAGGAACCGUUCGCUGCCCAUGCCCUGGACGUGGCUGUUGAUCAUUUUGGCUCUGCCAGCAUUUUCCUCGUCCUAUCACCAUACGCCGAUGUCCAAAAAGAAUUUUUCGAUCGCACCCGCAUCAACACGAUUAAAAAGUAUCAGGUGUUCUUCCCGAUACCGUUCGUCGAAUACCAUCCAACGAUUUCGGGAAUGGAUAUCGGAGACAACGAAAUCCAUCAUUCCAAUGACGAGGCUAGAGAUGCGGCUUUUGCUCGACUUCGUGAGGCCACCCCUCCAAAGCGCAAGAAGCCAUUGCUCGUACAGAAGGAACACGGCCGUUUCGACUCCCUCGAUUUCACCGUGUUCUCUGUGUACGGCGAAGACUAUGUACAGUUCAGGGAUAAACUGGAGGCGAAUCGCAUGGACCUUGUGACGUUAUUCUUGAGCCAAAAGGACGUUCACAUCCUCCGUGCUAUUGAGCCAACCCUGAGACUCCGGUACCAUGCUCGCGCUUGCCCGACAGAAUUGGCUGAAGAAGAUUUUGCUCGUUGUGUGGCCAGCCGUCGCGAGAAUGUGGCAGGCAAGGAUCAGCUUGCCAGGCUACUCUUCCACGAUCAC
Mesorhabditis spiculigera is the source of this 2235-nucleotide messenger RNA. Lineage: Eukaryota; Metazoa; Nematoda; Chromadorea; Rhabditida; Rhabditidae. The record is from the annotation of a GenBank genome assembly.